Messenger RNA from Seminavis robusta, 1116 nucleotides. The record is from the annotation of a GenBank genome assembly. Lineage: Eukaryota; Bacillariophyta; Bacillariophyceae; Naviculales; Naviculaceae.
AUGGAAGACGGUGAGCUAGAUGUCGAGGCCAUUGCUGCAGUUAUGGGCCACUUCGGGAACAUGUUCUCCAACGCUAGGACGUCCCCUCCUUGCCCGGUUCGAGAAGCUCUUCGGAGUGGCGACAGAGACAAUGUACUCAAACUUAUCAAGGAAGGAACGGAUCCGUUCGCGUAUCCUACGUCCUUCUUCGGGUUGGGUGAAGAAAGCACAGUAUUCCACGAAGCGUCUUCUCGGGGGGACGUUGAAAUGAUGCUGGCGAUGGCUGCUGAACCAGAGACAGAGUGGAAGGGACGAUUCCUGCUCAGCGUUCAACAGGUCGUAGAUUCGCCCAGUAAAGGACGUUCGUGUAUUCCUACCGCAACUGGAUCAUCCGGCAAUUUCUUCAUGUUUGGACAAGGCUUGUCGUUCGAAGGGCUUGAGAUCCUCAUGACGUACGGAUACUGUCUAAAACGACGUGAUUUUGAAGGUAUCUGUGGGUUGUGGGCACGGGACCCACCCAAGUACUUGCGGAUGCUCAAGCUUUGCCUCGCAACAACGAAACGAGAGAAGCUGAACCUGAACUCGUGUUUGGGACUUGCAAUUGGUGGUGCGCACGGUUGCUUCAUAAACGGAAGACAGCCAAGCUCCCUUGAGCUAGCAGAAAUCUUGCUCAAGGCAGGCGCGGAUCCCGAUGGGUAUUGCUUUCAAGGCAAUACGCCAUACGACUUCACUCCAGCGCUGUUCCAAGCACUUGUUAACGGAGAUAGUGACAUGGCUACUCUUCUCAUAUCGUAUGGAGCAGAUGUAUCUAAGGACGCUCAAAUGAGUGAGUGGACCGACGACGAUGAGCUCGAUGUGGAACAUGUUUCAAUUCAGGCAAAAGCGGAGGAAGUUGGAAUGGCAGACAUUUUGUGCAAUACCGAGGCUCCGAGAACAGCAGACCCUGAAGCAUUUUUCAAAGAACUACGACACGAAAUGAGUGGACCUCUAAAGCUAGCCGUGGCGGAACACAGUGCCAUUCUAGUAGCGACGAUGAUGCGGUGCACUGGCUGUUCUGCACCCGUGGGGUUCUUCUCAAAGUUGAUUGUGGAAUACUGUCCUCUUGGAUUUGAUCUUUGGAAGGUUGAAAUUGAAUAA